Cyanistes caeruleus (blue tit) is the source of this 4997-nucleotide messenger RNA. RefSeq names its product RNA binding motif protein 25 (gene RBM25). Gene Ontology annotation, biological process: regulation of alternative mRNA splicing, via spliceosome. Gene Ontology annotation, molecular function: mRNA binding. Lineage: Eukaryota; Metazoa; Chordata; Aves; Passeriformes; Paridae. The record is from RefSeq and is a predicted model, not a curated record. Gene Ontology annotation, cellular component: spliceosomal complex.
CUGCGCCGAGCUUUGCUGGAGCCCGACGCUGCUCCCCGGGCCCGGCCGCCUCGGUCUGUGGGUGGGAUUUUUAAUUUCGCACGCUGGAUUGUGACUGCAAGAAUGUCUUUUCCACCUCAUUUGAAUCGCCCUCCUAUGGGAAUCCCGACACUUCCCCCUGGGAUCCCCCCUCCACAGUUUCCUGGCUUUCCUCCACCUGUACCUCCUGGGACCCCUAUGAUUCCUGUACCAAUGGGCAUUAUGGCUCCUGCUCCAACUGUGUUAGUUCCUACCACAGUGUCUAUGGUUGGAAAACAUUUGGGAGUCAGAAAAGACCAUCCUGGCUUAAAGAACAAAGAAAAUGAUGAAAACUGUGGUCCCACUACUACUGUUUUUGUAGGCAACAUUUCAGAGAAGGCCUCAGACAUGCUCAUACGGCAGCUUCUAGCAAAAUGUGGUUUGGUUUUGAGUUGGAAGAGAGUACAAGGGGCAUCUGGAAAACUUCAAGCCUUUGGAUUUUGUGAGUACAAAGAGCCAGAUUCUACCCUACGAGCACUGAGACUACUCCAUGACCUCCAGAUUGGAGAGAAGAAACUGCUGGUCAAAGUUGAUGCAAAGACAAAGGCUCAGCUGGAUGAAUGGAAAGCAAAGAAAAAGGCAUCUAAUGGGAACUCCAGACCGGAGACAACAAAUGACGAUGAUGAAGCACUGGAUGAGGAAACAAAGAGAAGAGAUCAGAUAAUUAAAGGGGCCAUUGAAGUCUUAAUACGAGAAUAUUCCAGCGAGCUCAAUGCCCCCUCCCAGGAAUCUGACUCUCACCCCAGGAAGAAGAAAAAGGAAAAGAAGGAGGACAUUUUCCGCAGAUUUCCAGUGGCCCCACUGAUACCUUAUCCACUCAUCACCAAGGAGGAUAUAAAUGCUAUAGAAAUGGAGGAAGACAAAAGAGACCUGAUAUCAAGAGAAAUCAGUAAAUUCAGAGACACACACAAGAAACUGGAGGAGGAAAAAGGCAAAAAGGAGAAAGAAAGACAGGAAAUUGAAAAAGAACGCAGAGAAAGAGAAAGGGAACGGGAGCGUGAACGAGAAAGGAGGGAGCGUGAAAGAGAGAGGGAACGUGAACGAGAGAAGGAGAAGGAACGGGAGCGUGAACGGGAGCGAGAUAGGGAUCGAGACCGAACUAAGGACCGAGACAGAGACCGCGAGCGAGACAGAGACCGUGACAGAGAUCGUGAAAGAAGUUCAGACCGCAACAAGGAUCGGAGCAGAUCAAGAGAAAAAAGUAGAGACAGGGAAAGAGAACGAGAGCGUGAGAGGGAAAGAGAACGAGAACGCGAGAGGGAACGGGAACGAGAACGAGAACGGGAAAGAGAGCGGGAAAGAGAGCGGGAAAAGGAUAAGAAGAGAGACCGAGAAGAAGAUGAAGAAGAUGCCUACGAACGACGAAAAUUGGAGAGGAAACUGCGCGAGAAGGAAGCUGCAUAUCAAGAGCGUCUUAAAAACUGGGAAAUCAGAGAAAGAAAAAAAAGUCGAGAAUAUGAAAAAGAGGCUGAGAGGGAGGAAGAAAGAAGACGGGAAAUGGCAAAAGAAGCCAAACGAUUGAAAGAAUUCUUAGAAGAUUAUGAUGAUGACAGAGAUGAUCCAAAAUACUACAGGGGUAGUGCUCUUCAGAAGAGGCUACGAGACAGGGAGAAAGAGAUGGAAGCAGAUGAACGAGAUAGGAAAAGGGAAAAGGAAGAAUUAGAAGAAAUUAGGCAACGUCUUCUGGCUGAAGGACAUCCAGAUCCAGAUGCAGAACUCCAGAGGAUGGAGCAGGAGGCUGAGCGACGUAGGCAGCCACAAAUAAAACAAGAGCCAGAAUCUGAGGAGGAAGAGGAAGACAAGGCAGAAAAAGAAGAAAAAAGAGAAGAGCCAGAGGAGGAGGAGGAGGAGCCUGAACAAAAGCCUUGCCUUAAACCAACUUUACGACCCAUCAGUUCUGCUCCAUCUGUUUCUUCUGCUAGUGGAAACGCAACUCCUAACACACCUGGUGAUGAGUCUCCCUGUGGCAUUAUUAUUCCUCAUGAAAAUUCACCUGAACAGCAGCAACUGGAAGAGCAUCGGCCCAAAAUAGGACUCAGCCUCAAACUGGGUGCCUGCAACAGUCCUAAUCAGCCCAAUGCUGUAAAAAGGAAGAAACUUGCUGUGGAUAGUGUUUUCAAUAAAUUUGAUGAUGAAGACAGCGACGAUGUGCCCCGGAAAAGGAAACUUGUUCCCCUGGAUUAUGGAGAAGAAGAUAAAAGCAAUAUCAAAGGCAGUGUCAAUACAGAAGAAAAGCGCAAACACAUUAAGAGUCUCAUUGAAAAGAUUCCCACAGCAAAACCAGAGCUCUUUGCUUACCCUCUUGACUGGUCAAUUGUGGAUUCAACACUAAUGGAACGUCGAAUUAGACCAUGGAUCAACAAGAAAAUAAUAGAAUAUAUUGGUGAAGAAGAAGCUACACUAGUUGACUUCGUUUGCUCUAAGGUUAUGGCUCACAGCUCGCCUCAGAGCAUACUGGAUGAUGUUGCCAUGGUACUAGAUGAAGAAGCUGAAGUUUUCAUAGUCAAAAUGUGGAGGUUGUUGAUAUACGAGACAGAAGCAAAGAAGAUUGGCCUAGUGAAAUAAAGUGCUCUCCUUGCUUCUAGGGUUCCAUUUCAAUUUUGGGCUUUCUUUCCCCCAUUGUUCAGAGACUUUGAAUUCUCUCUGUUCUCAGAGACUUGAGACCUGUAUUUUUUUAUGUAGAAAAUGUGAAUUUUUUUUGUCCUCUGCUCUGAGGCCCCUUUUACCCUUCUCAAUUAGUUAUCAAAUCCUGCAUUGGUUCUCUUUAUAAUACACGAGGUACAAUUACCGGUAUGUUUUAUAAGCUGCAGCUACUGUACAUGCUCUUUGGUAAUUUUGUUAUGUUACCCUAAUUCUUGUAAAUAUUAAGGAAAAAGAAUUCCAUUUUGCAAAACAUUUGCACUUAAUGUGGAACUAUAUCAGUUACAGAUGAAGACAAAGGAUUUUGCUGCAAGUUUAUCAGUGUUUUUUUGGGAGUAUACUUCCCCUUUUUUAUUUAAGGAAUGAUCAAAAUACGAUUUAAAAGUAAGUGUCUUGAGCUGUUUUCACAGAACAGCUUUGUGUGUUCAUUUGAUCUCUUCAUCUGACUGGAAAAGGAGUUCCUUCAAACUUCUCUUUUUAAUGUGAACCAGUAGUAAUCUUGGUACUUUGUUGCCUGUUAAGAAUUACUCAUGAAGCUGGGAACGUAAUCUCUUGCAGACGCUCUGCUUCUUUCCCAGAAAGUGCAAAUCACAGGAAGUUUCUUAUUUGCUCAAUUAAAACAAGAGCAGGACCUAAAUUCAGUAAGUGCUAUCUAAUGGUUUUUGUUUUCUUCUUCUGCUCAAUUUCAUUCUAGCCCUUAUCUACUAUCACUUCUGUCUCCAAAAUAAUCAGAUUUUUUUUUAAAAAGAAAUUAUUUUUUAAAACUUUUUUUUUUAUAUUUAGAAACAGAGAAAAGCCCUGUUUGAAUAUGUCUCUUAAAAAAAAAAGAAAAAAACAAACCAUGAAAACUAAACCAUAAGUUUUCAAACAAAGCUGAAAUCUUGUUUUUAUUCAUACUGUUAAACUAGCCCUGACUUUUGUUUUCUACUGUAUGCAGUCUGUUGUCCACAAAAAGAGGGUAGUAUUUUCCUGCCUUGUUUGUAUGUUUUUUUAUAAAUAGACUGAUAUGGUAUAAAUGAUGACAUGUACUGUAAACUGCAUUUUUUUUAUCUCAUACCUGGGUAAGAAGUCAAAUCUAUAAUGUGCUGUGAGCUGUUUUGAUUGCAGGAGGACUGUGUUCCAGGGAGCAAACGGUCUCAAAAUUAUUUUUAAUUUUUGAAACACAAUUCUUAAUAGCAAGCAAAUUAAGUAAAGGUGUUCCAGUAUCUCUAUAUUGUAUUUAACUGAAGGAUACAGGUUGACCUGUUCAGAAAACAUAACUGUGACCUUGAGUUACUAGUUCUUUGUAUCUGGAGAGGACACUUGAAAACACUGUUCUUAAAAUUGGGAUCGUGUAAAGGUUCCACCAUGUAAAUAUUUCAGAUAUUAAAAAUGUAUAUAUUUGAUUUAAGGGUUGAUAUUCUUUUGGAGUCUUACGCAGCAUGCAAUUGUGUUUAACAGUGCUUACUGAAUCAAGUGUUCCCAAAUUAGGGAUGGGUUUGUUUUUUAAAACUAUCUCCUGCUUAUAUUAGGUGACUAGAAGCCUGCAAAUUUAGAUUCGAUCUCAGUAUGUUCUUUCUCAUCCCUGUGAUAUACUACACUACACAUCACCAAAUGUUCUUUUUUAACUUGAAGUGUUACUUCCAUGUUGUGCUUGAAUUUCCCUAUGAAUGUUUUGGGUUGCAUGCUUACAUGUUGCAAUCUUCCUAUUUUUUUCUGCAACUUGAUGGUUGCAACCCUAAGAAAUUACUUCCCUGUUCUCCAUAUACAGUUCUGCAUCACCAUUUACAAAAAAGUUUUCAAGUUCUAAAUAAAUUCAAAGAUUGCUCUGUUUGUAGCAAAUACAGAGAAGAGGGAGAGUGAACUUCAUGAGUGCCUUUUCACCUGGUAAAUGUCAUUCUCUCUCAUUAGCAGUAGUUCAACAAGACAAAUGUGAUAAAUGCAUUGUAAUGCCACUGUGUGACAACUUGCCCAACAUUGUCAUACAGAUUCUUUGGAGAAAGCUCAAGUUGUGAAACUUCAGUUUAUUUCUGUCCUACACUAAAGCUGUGUGUGCAAUGGACGUAAGCUUGUACUCUUCCUUUCCUAAGGAGACUGAAGGUGCCUGGAUGAGAAAGACAAGUAAACUUUAAGCUGGAGUGUUAAAUACCUAGGUAAAUAAGUAUGUAGAAUCACUGUGAUACCAUCAAAAAAUCAGUUUUGUGGAAGUUCAGGUUUUCUUCAGUAGUGGAAGAAAAAAGGAAUAUUCACUAGAUGAACUCUGGUUUGGCUUAUCAGCUUUUCCUCUUUCAGAAUGCAAGUAUAAAGUCACUUCUGCUUUA